AGAAUAUUUUUCAUCUUCGGCUUUUUUUCUCGCAAUAUUUUGUUGUUGUUAUGAUGAAAUAAAUAUCGAAAAAAACUUGAACAAAAAUGUCCGAUCCGAAUGAAGUUUUUGUAAAAACUGAAAAUAUUAAAGAAAAAUUAGAACGAGAAAAAAUUCUUGAACGAUUGGAAACUCAACGUGAAAAACGAAAAUUAUUGGAAAAAUAUCGUAAAGUUAAAAGUCUUGCUCAUGAUGAUGAUGAUAAUAGAAAUGAAAGCGAUGAAGAAGAUGCAGCCGAAUGGUAUCAGCGAACUAAACAUCAACAUAAAGAACAAAAAUCAAAGGUAAAAAACGAUCAUGAAAUGCCAUCACCAAGUAAACGUACAAAAACAAUUGAUAAACGUUAUACAUCAUCUGAUUUAAAAGGUUUAGCCAUUGGUCAUAAAUCUGAUUCGAUAAAAGAAGGACAAGCAGUUGUUCUUACAUUAAGGGAUAAAGAUGUUCUUGAUGAACAGGAAGAUGUAUUGGAAAAUGUGAAUAUUGUUGAUGAUGAACGUGCAGCAAAAAAUGUUGAUAAUAAACAAAAACGACCCGAAUAUCGUCCAUAUGAUGAUGAUGAAUUUGAAAUGGAAGAAUUUGGUAAUUUUAAUAAUAAUAAAAAACAAUCAUUACUUGGAAAAUAUGAUGAAGAAAUUGAAGGACAAAAAAAUGAAAUGUUUCGUAUUGGAACAACAAUAAAUACUGGUAAUAAUCAACUUGGUUCAUUCAAAACGAAUGCCGAUAUAUCUACAACAACAAAUAGUAAUGGAAAAAUUUCAUUAAAUUGGAAUGAUCUCAAAAUCGCUAAUGAAUAUUAUACACCCGAAGAAAUGGCUGUAAAAUUUAAGAAACCAUCAAAGAAAAAAUCAUCAAAAAAUCUACGACAAAAACAUUUAGCAACGAAUCAACAAGCAAAUGUUAUUUCGAAUGUUGAGCUUGUUGAACCACCACGUUCGAAACGAUCACGUCGAACAAAUUCAACCAAUGUUGAUUCGACAAAUGAAAAGAAAAAAAUCGAAUUAAAUAUCGAUAGUAUCGUUGAUAAUGAUGAUGAUGAUCUAAUCGGACCGGAUGAAGAUCUUUCUGGUAUUGUUAUCGAUGAUGAAGCAGAAAAUGAAUUACAAUCAGUAUUGCAUAAAGCAAGAAAAAUUAAAUUGAAAGAAAAAAUAUCUGAUCAAGCAUUGGCAAUUGCAAAAAUAGUUGAAACAGUUAAACGUGAAAUGAAACCCGAAGAAGAUGAAACUACAAAUGAAUCAUCAAUGGAUAUUGAUUAUUAUCAUACAAAUGAUGGUGAUAAAAUUAUAUUGAAUGCAACGGCUGAAUUUUGUAGAAAUCUUGGUGAAUAUUCGGGUGCCCAAAUGGAAAUAUCAAAUCAUCGAACAAUGAUUGAUGAUGAUGAUGAUGAUAAUGAUGGUGAUGAAAAACCUGCUGUUAUUAUACCGGAAAAAUCCGUAAAUUCUACAGUGAAUAAUUUAGAUAAUGAUGAUGAUGAGGAGGAGGAAGAUGAUUUUAAAUUUCCAAAUAAUUGGAAUGAAGUUGAUAUGAAAACUGAAGAUACUGGUAAUACAUCAGAUGAGGAUGAUGAUAAUAAAAUCUAUGAUGAUGAUGAUGAACAUUCAAAAAUUAAACGAAAUCAGCCAAUAUUAGAAGAAGAACCGGAUAUUAGUAAAGGUGUUGGUGGUGCUUUAAAAUUGGCAAUGACCAAAGGUUAUCUGGAUAAAGAGACAGCAAAAUCAUUUGGUGCAACUUGUGCCACAUCAAUCAUACAAGCACAAUCAUAUACGAUUGAAGAGAAAUUCUAUGAGGAUGAUCGAAUUGGACGUCGUGAUCGAUAUUCCGGUUCAAUGCAAGAAUUUCGUGAAAAAGAAGGUUAUCAUCCUGAUUUUAAACUAGAUUAUGUUGAUGAAAAAGGCCGUAUGAUGAAUCAAAAAGAAGCUUUCCGUUAUCUUUCACAUAAAUUUCAUGGUAAAGGACCGGGAAAGAAUAAAAUUGAUAAACGUAUGAAAAAAAUGGAACAAGAAAGUAAAUUACGUCAAAUGAGUUCAACGGAUACACCAUUAAAUACGGUAAAAUUAUUACAAGAUAAACAAAAAGAAUUACAAAAACCAUAUAUCGUUUUGAGUGGUGGUGGUCAACAUCAUCAUCAUCAUAAAUCUUCUGCAUCAACAUCAUCAUCAUCUUCAGCACAAAUUUCGAAAAAAUGAUGUAAAAAAAUUUUUUCAUUAAAAUACAAAUUUUUUUUAAAUAU
Dermatophagoides pteronyssinus (European house dust mite) is the source of this 2266-nucleotide messenger RNA. RefSeq names its product U4/U6.U5 tri-snRNP-associated protein 1-like. Gene Ontology annotation, cellular component: U4/U6 x U5 tri-snRNP complex. The record is from RefSeq and is a predicted model, not a curated record. Lineage: Eukaryota; Metazoa; Arthropoda; Arachnida; Sarcoptiformes; Pyroglyphidae. Gene Ontology annotation, biological process: maturation of 5S rRNA; mRNA cis splicing, via spliceosome.